GAAACCUCAGCUCCCGACGAUCCUGGCUUGGGAGCAAAGAGACCAAAGACCCUGAAGAACCCAGACAUGAAAGACGUUCCUGUUGCUGAGACCAUCAUGAAGUGUAACAUGGUAAAAAGUGUGGCUAACAGCCCAUCAAACCCUCAAGCUGAAAAACAAGCAGAAAGCGACUGGAAGGAGCCACUCUCUGUCGUCCCGAGUGAAGUUUCUUCCCAGUGCCACGGAGCUGAUAGCCAAACGAGUGAGAUUUACCCAGGCGGGGCCGCUGAUCUUGGUUUCAAUCUGAAGGGGAACGACUACGAGUCCCACGCCUUGAACUUGCUGGCUGAUCUGGCUCUGGGUUCUUGUAUUCCUUCGUUUAUCCCCAGGGACAGUGAGGUGAUCGCUGCGUCCUGCAGCCCUUCCAGCGACUCAGCAAAGGAGCAGCAGGGUCAUCGCAAACACAAAUCCUUGCGUGCUGCUUCUGACCACGAAUACCACAGGGUAGACAAGCUUGCAAAGGGACCCACCUCUCCUAGCAAAGCAUCACUGAAGCAGAAUCUGCCUCUUGCAGAAACAAGAGACUUAAAUAACUUGGCCUCUGUUCCCAGGGAGGAAUGUCCUGGGGUUUCCAGCAAGAACAGUGCGAGCCCCAUCCCUUCAACACCCCAAGCGUUGCCUCCGAGAGAGACUCAAGAAGCUGCCGAGGUGAAAAAGCACUCCUUCAUCUCUGUCGAGCACUCCUACGCCUCGCAGAUGACUGAACACUCAAAGAAACACAUGUAUCCCAGAGGUGCCCUCUACCCCGGACCAGCACCUUCCAGAAAUGGGUCCAGGAACGCUGAAGCAGGACCCCUGGUUGGGAAAGUCCUACCUUUCCGCCAGCAGCAGAACAGCACCCACCCGCUGCAGCCCUUGGAGGUGGCGGCGGCGAUGAGGUGCAGGAGCAGCCUGCUUUCCCCCAGGCUGAAGGAGGACAUCACCAGGUCCCGCAAGGUGAACAUCUGCGGCAAGUCCUUGAAGGUGACAUGCCACUGGGAGGCAGAGUAUGUCUUCAGUUUGGACACCAGGUACACCAAUGAUGCCCUGGAGAAAACCAUCAUCCGCGCCUUGCACGGGCCCUGGGACCCUGAUCUGCCCGACGAUGUGGAAGAGGUGAAGCUGAUACUUCAUACGUGGUUGGCUCUGUUCUACAGCAAACCCAGCAAACUCCUGAGCAGCACGAGGAAGGUGGUGGAGCACAGCAACCCCAAGAAGUAUGUCUCGAUAUACAGCACGUGGGACUUUCUUGAGCUGAGUGAUGAUGGUGAGGAUUGUUUUGAGUUGGAGACGUGCCCUGCAGACUCUCGGUCAGACCCUGACCAGACUCCCAGCAGCUCUCUGGAUCGCAGCACACGUUGCCAGGGAGCCUGCUGCCCAGAGGAGAGCCCUGCAGACUCUCAGACUGAUGCUGAUGGGAUUCUUGGUGUUGUCGAUAGUACAGUAUCAUCUUCUUCAGGGGAGCUGCCCUGUGGGGAGGAGGAGCCUUCCUCCACAAGCUGUCCCGAGAGCCUUUCCCUCGCUGAGGACGCUGACGAGAGCCUGGCUGUGAUAGACGGGUGCCCAGCGGUUGUUCCUGAGGAGCGCGUGCCUGACAUGGCAACUAUCGCUGUGGAGGAGCCGCCCAAGGACACCCCCGGCCCUUCCGAUGAGCUUGGCAAUGCUGACAAGGCCCGAGCCGUGCUGGGCAGGGAAAGCCCAUGUAGCCAAGCCCCGAGUUCCAGUAGAGCUCCCUGGAGUGAUGCAUGGGCUGUGCUGCGUGGACACGGAGAGCAGCAGGAGAACGGGUGGGCAACAGGGUCAGGGGGUGGCCCUGGCCCUCCCGAGGGCCGUGAGAGCACAGGAGAUGGUGUGCACUGUAAGGAGGUUGAGGAUGGCAGCUGGGCCGCCAGCCAUGGACCACAACCUGCCUGUGAUUCGAUGCCCUUAGAAAUACAUCCCAAAAUUGCAAAGCCCAGUGGAGCCAGCGGGGAAGGGAGGGAAUCGCAAGACCCCUCUGGACAUCCAGAAAAAGAGGGGGAAGAGGUGGAGGAGGGAAGAAAAGAGAACGAGGACUCUGAAUAUGAAAGCACAGUCCUGGGGCCUGUUGAUUUAGCAUUUUCGGGAAGCGGUGAUGCUGACAUGGCGCAUGAACACAGCGAGCAGAAGCGAGUCAAUUCAGCAUAUCCGAAGGAUUUUGGCUUUCCUGGAGAGGGCCCCUUGCCCAGCCCUGCUGUCUCAGCAUCCCCCUGCCCAGGCAGAUCAGUGCUGGAUGGGACUGAGACUGGCCCUUGGGGGCUUCCUGGUGAGAUGGCACCAAGCCUGGACACCCUGCAAGAGCCCUGGGAGGCUCUGGCCACCCCAAAUGCAGAGAUGAACGGUGUUGGCUUGGCACACACAGCCAGUCCAGCCCAUGUGGGGUCGUCCCGUGACAGCAGAUUGAUGCUGCUCUUACCAUCUCACCCAAGCCCUGUCUGUGGGGCGCAGCCGGACAGCAUUACCGGCAACUUGGGAUCUGCCGGAGAGAUGCUGGGGAUCGGCUUGGAGCAGAAAGACAAGGAUCGUGCGCCCUCUGCAGAAAGGUGGGCGCCUGCCAGCCUCUGGUCACCCUGCAGCCAGGGACUGUCCCUAACCUUGUCCCCCGAUUCCAGCUUUGUCGGCCUCGCGUCUCCUGAUGGAGCAACACAUCCCAGGGCUGCUCCAGAGGAACAGGAAGCCACGGCAAACAUCCAGUCUCCAUCCCAGAGCAACAUGGGAGGGAGCAGCGGCUUUUCCCAAAGGUGUGGAGGUGCCGUUCAUGCUGGCCUGGCUUCGCUGAGCACUGGUGAAUCCAACCAAGAAGGGAGCGAGGUUUUGGUGGAAGAACAGCGCAGCGGCCCUUCUGCCAACCGCACAGACGCGCUGGAUGAGUCCUCGGGAGCAGGUGAUGGUCAGGGCUUCCCAUUGGACCCUACAGCCUUAGCAGGUGACUCUGAAGCUGGACAGAGUGAUGAUCUGUGCCUCGGUGCAGAGAAGUCCCCCGAGAGCGACAAAACGAAUGCAGCGAGGGUGGCUGAUGCACCGCAGGAGCCCAGAUGUGCAGAAGAGGUGAAGAAAGACACGUACCCAUGCCGUGCAGAGCCGUCGGAGAGCUCCCCUGCGGAUUCGCUCGUGCCAGGUGACCCAGGAUCGUUACCUCCUCCUCCUCCGCAUGGUCACAAGGUGGCUCUGCACAGUGCUGAGCCGGACUCUGUCCUUAGCGUGCACCCCAAGACGUUUUCUCGUGGCACAAGUGCGGCUCCAGACAGUGCCCCGCGGCCCUGCUGCCCGCAGUGUGGCAGCCCUGGGGGCCAAGCAGCAGAUGCGGUGACGAUCCUGCCCUCCGACACGUGGCUGCGCGGGCUCGGCCGGCACCGGCGGAGGAACUGGCAUGGGGACUCGUGUACCCCGUGGCAGGACAGCGUCUGUGACAAGAGGAGCAGGGCCAGAUCCCGAACUCACAGCCGCACAGCUCCCCUGCACCUCAGCAAGCUCAAAUACGACAAUAAGCUACAGAACCCGCGUGGGGACAUCGCCCUGAUCCUGGAGGAGUACACCGAGUUCAGCAGCGCGGUGCUGAGCCGAGCGGACGCAGGGAGCGAGGGCGGAGGGCCACGCCUGGCACACAGGGAGGCCAGGAGCGAGCGGAUGUGCACAUCGCCCCCUGGGAGGACGGUUGCCUUCGAGGACAUGAUCGCGGACCUGUGCAGCACGCUGCGUUUCCACUUGCACAGCCUGGCCAAGGAGGCCUGUGGCCGCACCGACAUGUUCUACCUGGUGGAGACGGGCAAGGACCCUUUCUUUGCAAGAGUGAAG
Molecule: messenger RNA, 3831 nt
Organism: Eurypyga helias (sunbittern)
Lineage: Eukaryota; Metazoa; Chordata; Aves; Eurypygiformes; Eurypygidae
Exons: 5
Biological process (GO): negative regulation of gene expression, epigenetic
Cellular component (GO): nucleoplasm
Source: RefSeq, a predicted model, not a curated record